GAGGACAAUUGUCUCCGACGGCAGCUAUGCGACUUGCCCUGCUCUGCGCUGUGUGUCUGUUGCCCGGCAGCCUGGCCCUGCCACUGCCCCGGGAAGCGGGAGGCAUGAGCGAACUGCACUGGAAACAGGCUCAGGACUAUCUCAAGAGAUUUUAUUCCUAUGACCCAGAAACAAAAACCACCAACAGUUUAGAAGCCAGACUCAAGGAGAUGGAGAAGUUCUUUCGCCUGCCUAUAACUGGAAUCCUAAGCCCUCGCCUCGUCGAAAUAAUGCAGAAACCCAGGUGUGGCGUGCCGGACGUCGCAGAGUACUCGCUGUUCCCAGAGAGCCCCAGAUGGACUUCCAAAGUCGUCACCUACCGGAUCAUAUCAUAUACUCGAGACUUGCUGCCUACCAUAGUGGAUCAAUUAGUGGCAAAGGCUUUAAACAUGUGGGGCAGAGAGAUACCCCUGCGUUUCAAGCGAGUCAGAUGGGGAGUUGCAGACAUCAUGCUUGGCUUUGCAAGAGGAGCUCACGGGGACUACUACCCAUUUGAUGGACCAGGCAACACACUGGCUCACGCCUUUGCACCCGGGCCGGGCCUUGGAGGAGAUGCUCACUUUGACGAGGACGAACGCUGGAGUGACGGGAACAGCAUAGGAAUUAACUUCCUGUAUGCUGCAACUCAUGAACUUGGCCAUUCUUUGGGCCUGGGACAUUCCUCCGACCCUAAUGCCGUGAUGUAUCCAACCUAUGGAAGCGGAAGUCAACAAAAUUUCCAACUUUCACAAGAUGACAUUGAAGGCAUUCAGAAGCUAUAUGGAAAGAGAAGUAAAUCAGGAAAGAAAUAGAAGCUUCGGGGAACACGUCCAUUCGUCCUUUCAUUGGAUUCCAUGUGACUGUUCCCCACCCGGAACUGAUCAGCGCUCCUCCUGGACUCUGUUUAGGCGGUGACCCCUUUCUGGUAUCGCGGUUGGUUUUUGCACGCUUCUCUCCUUCUGAAGAUAAACUCACUUAUGGCAUGACUGUGUUUAACUUAUCCUCAGACAACUUGCUGUUGGCAGAUGUCAACAAACGGUAUAUACACAAGUAAAUUGAAUUUGUAUUCCAUGGAAAAAUUAUUUUUAUUUGGAAGCACUAUUUCUGUGGCAAGCGAAGACAUACUAUACCAUAA
This is a messenger RNA of Carlito syrichta (Philippine tarsier), 1153 nucleotides long. It is a transcript of the gene MMP7, whose product is annotated as matrix metallopeptidase 7. The record is from RefSeq and is a predicted model, not a curated record. Gene Ontology annotation, molecular function: zinc ion binding; metalloendopeptidase activity. Gene Ontology annotation, biological process: collagen catabolic process; proteolysis; extracellular matrix organization. The transcript is spliced from 6 exons. The coding region runs from base 27 to 830 and encodes 267 amino acids. Lineage: Eukaryota; Metazoa; Chordata; Mammalia; Primates; Tarsiidae. Gene Ontology annotation, cellular component: extracellular matrix.